Molecule: messenger RNA, 2187 nt
Organism: Bacidia gigantensis
Lineage: Eukaryota; Fungi; Ascomycota; Lecanoromycetes; Lecanorales; Ramalinaceae
Exons: 1
Coding region: 1-2187 (728 amino acids)
Source: RefSeq, a predicted model, not a curated record
AUGCCAUCGUUCUUCAAACGGCCCCUAGAUGAAACUGGGGUCUCCUUCUCCGAGAUCUAUCCAAAGCUCCUUGAAUUAAGCAUUGUACAAUCGGACUGCCCCAUACACGAAGACUGCGAUGCAAGCUGUGAUGGUCAACCCAGCCUUCACGAGCCGCUGAAACAGUAUUAUUGGAUCCAUGAGAUGAGUGGAUUCAAGCCCAGGACACAGCCAAAGCUCUUAGCUCCCGAUACUGUCUGUCAUGAUGAGGCUUGGCUAGCAGCUCAAAAUUUCGAAAGCUUCCAGUAUACGAGCAUCGAAUCGACAAAAGCCAGGAUCCGCUUGUUGAUAAUUAAGCCCGCAAACUUCAAGAAAGAUGUCCUCGAGUGCGAAAUUAUAGAUGCUUGUCUUGACGAUGUUACAAGCUAUGCCGCGCUCUCUUACUGCUGGGGAGCCCCAUACUUUGAUCACAAGAUUGUUUGCAAUGGCAAAAUGAUGGCCGUCACAAGCAAUUUGCACGACGCGCUUAAGCGGUACAGAGAGGAUUAUGAAGGACAUAAGGAGAGCCUCCUCUGGGUGGAUGCACUCUGUAUCAAUCAGGCAGAUUUGAUUGAGCGAAACGAGCAAGUCAGGCUUAUGCAUCGAAUCUACAGUCAAGCGGUCAAUGUCAAUGUUGACUUGGGUCACGUUGACAGGUCAUGGCUUCCAGGCUUCGUACUCUUAUCGAAGCUGGAUAUGGCUCAUGAAAUCGAAACAGAAAAGGCCAAAGCGGGAUUGGGCCCACCGUUAACCGGAGAGCAGCUUUUCGAAGAAUACGACUUCCCGAGACAGGAAGAUCUCGUUUGGCAGCUCUAUAUUCGAGUGCUUGCUUCGCCCUGGUUCUCUCGCGCAUGGGUUGUCCAAGAGAUUGUCGUAGCUCGAAAUGCGACAAUAAGAUUUGGACCGUUUAGUUUCAGAUGGCAAAAGAUCAAUACCUCGCUCGAGACUAUAAAGCAACUCGGCGUGAGCCCUUUGAUCUUUAUCAUGCGAGAUCCCUCACUGGAUUCCACGAUGUCCGUCUCACUCAUGAACGCCACCAAGCUUCGACGUUUGCGCCACGAAUACCACAACGGCCGGCAACCCCUCUCCUUACUGGAAGCUAUGACUAGGACCCGUGAUUUUCAUGCUUCUGACCCUCGCGACAAGAUUAUUGCUGUCCUUGGGCUUGCCUAUGCACGUCCAAAUAUGAAGGAAAAAACGGAUGAAACAUUAUUUCAAGCCGAUUACACGCUCUCCACAGAAUCAGUCUACUGUAAUUUUGCUGCUCAUCUUGCACAAUAUGGGUAUGCAGCACAAAUUAUUGAUCUAGCUGGAAUGGAAGGCAGAGCUCCCGAGCUCAAAGAAUUACCAUCAUGGGUACCGGACUGGGCACCACGCAGGGAGGAAAAUAAUUUCAUUCGGUUUGGCAGGACAGAGAAUGUUUCCUACCAUGCAACUGCCGAUAGUGUUUCUUACAUGGAACUGUCAUCGCGCUCGGACAGAAAUCAUCAGCGUGUCCUAGGUAUGGAAGGAGAUCAGAUCGAUAUUAUAGCACAAGUCACGCCAAGCUUCGAUCCCGAUAGAAACAGAUCAGAGCACAAAUCUCGGACUCGAGUUCUUCUGGAAUGGCACCUAGGUGCCAGAGCUCUGGUAUCUUCAGGUAUCACAAAGAAUCAGCUGCACCCCGAUUACAUAGACAUUGACGAUGCCUUUGCGAGGACCAUCAUUGCAAAUGACCUGCUUGAUGCCAAUUUCGGGGACAGCGAUCCGAGUCGCCCGAGUCCUAUCACCAACCCGAAGGAAAGUUACCGCCUUGCCAUACCUUCCUCAGUUGACGACGUUAUACCUAUGGGCCAGCGUAGCCUGCUGAUGGACAGCGAUGAGGACGUCCGCAGGAGCGCUGUGUCGACCUUCUACUUCCAGGCUAUAGCCGCCUGUGGAUGUCGAAGAUUUGCGAUAACACAGAGAGGAUACAUGGGGCUCGUUCCGUCUCUUACUCAGCCUGGAGACACGAUUGCCCUCAUCCUGGGAUCGUCUGUUCCAUUUGUUUUGAGACCGAAUCCACCCACUCGACAUGUUCAGGGCAAGGAAACUACCAAAUUGAUUGGCGAUGCUUAUAUCCACGGCAUAAUGGAUGGCGAGGGUAUGGACUUUGAUAGCUUUGCUCCUCAGAUGAUCUAUAUGAACUGA